AUGGCCGAUCUCGACACUCUUGAUCUCAUAGUCCUGGGAGCCAUUCUCCUGGGCACCAUUGCCUACUUCACCAAGGGUACGCUAUGGGGCGUCGUCAAAGACCCCUAUGCCAGCUCCUUCGCGGCCAAUGCCGGCCAAAAGCCGGGUCGAACCAGGAACUUUAUCGAGAAGAUGGAUGAGACCAACAAGAACUGCAUCGUAUUCUACGGCUCCCAGACCGGUACGGCCGAAGAUUAUGCCUCGCGUCUCGCCAAGGAGGGCAAGAGCCGCUUCGGCCUCAACACCAUGGUGGCCGAUCUCGAGGAUUACGACUACGAGAAUCUCGACGAAUUCCCCUCGGACAAGAUCAUCAUGUUCGUCCUCGCCACCUACGGCGAGGGCGAGCCUACCGACAACGCUGUUGAAUUCUACGAGCAUAUUCGCGGCGACGAUGUCUCCUUCACCAACGGUAGCUCCCUCGAAAACCUCAAGUAUGUCGCCUUCGGUCUCGGCAACAACACCUACGAGCACUACAACUCGGUGGUUCGCGCAGUCGACGAGACUCUUACUAAGCUCGGCGCUACCCGCAUUGGCGUCGCCGGUGAAGGUGAUGACGGCGCCGGUACCAUGGAAGAGGACUUCCUUGCCUGGAAGGAUCCUAUGUGGGCUGCACUCGCGGAAAGCAUGGGUCUCGAGGAGCGCGAGGCCAUUUAUGAGCCUACCUUUGCCAUUGUCGACCGCGAUACCCUGACUGCUGAAUCCGAGGAAGUCUACCUCGGUGAGCCCAAUAAGGCUUACCUGCAGGGCACUCCCAAAGGCCCCUACAACGCCCAGAACCCAUACACCGCCGAGGUCGCCGAGACGCGCGAGCUCUUCAACUCCAAAGACCGCAGCUGCAUUCACAUGGAAAUUGACAUCUCUGGCUCCAAUCUGUCCUAUCAGACCGGUGACCACAUCGCCGUUUGGCCCUCCAACGCCGGUUACCAAGUUGACCUAUUCCUCAAGGCUCUCGGCCUCACUGACAAGCGCAACAAUGUCAUCAGCAUCAAGGCUCUGGAACCCACUGCCAAGGUCCCCUUUCCUACACCCACCACCUACGAUGCUAUUGCCCGCUAUCACAUGGAAAUUUGCGCUCCCGUCUCUCGCCAGAUGGUGUCGACUCUCGCCCCAUUCUCGCCCACUGAAAAGAUCAAGACGGAGAUGACACGCCUUGGCAGCGACAAGGACUAUUUCCAUGAAAAGACUGGCUCAUCUUUCUACAACAUUGCCCAGUUCCUGACCGUCCUUGGCGAGGGUGCGACAUGGGAUAAAAUCCCCUUUUCCGCCUUUAUUGAAGGCCUCAACAAGCUCCAGCCGCGCUACUAUUCCAUCUCGUCCUCGUCCCUCGUCCAGCCCAAGAAGGUCGCCAUCACCGCCGUCGUCGAGACUCAAGCGCUGCCCUCCCAGGAGGCGCCUUUCCGCGGCGUCGCAACCCACUUUCUCGCCGCCCUGGCCGACAAGCAUAGCAAGCGCGCCAAUUCGGACGCCUACGACCUCACCUACCAGAUCACCGGUCCCCGCGCACGCCACACCGGCACCCACCUGCCCGUUCACAUCCGCCACUCUAACUUCAAGCUCCCCUCGGACCCCAGCCGUCCCAUCAUCAUGGUUGGCCCCGGCACCGGUGUCGCGCCGUUCCGCGCGUUUGUUCAAGAACGCGCCAAGCAGGCGCAGGACGGCGCCGAGGUCGGCAAAACGCUGCUCUUCUUUGGCAGCCGUAACGCCAAGGAGGACUACCUCUACGAGAGCGAGUGGGCCGAGUACAAAAAGGUCCUCGGCGAUAAGUUUGAGCUCGUCACGGCUUUUUCCCGCGACACGGCCAAAAAGGUCUACGUGCAGCACCGCCUCAAGGAAAAGGGCGAGGAUGUCCACGAGCUUCUCCAGAAAAAGGCGCUUUUCUACGUCUGCGGUGAUGCUGCCCGCAUGGCUCGCGAGGUCAACACCACACUCGCCCAAAUUAUCGCCGAACACCGCAAAAUUACCCCUGCCAAGGCUGAUGAGGUUGUCAAGUCAAUGAGGGCUGCCAAUCAAUACCAGGAGGAUGUUUGGUCCUAA
Messenger RNA from Beauveria bassiana ARSEF 2860, 2073 nucleotides. Its product is annotated as Cytochrome P450 CYP505A2. Lineage: Eukaryota; Fungi; Ascomycota; Sordariomycetes; Hypocreales; Cordycipitaceae. Bases 1 to 2073 code for a protein of 690 amino acids. The record is from RefSeq and is a predicted model, not a curated record. Gene Ontology annotation, molecular function: FMN binding; flavin adenine dinucleotide binding; NADPH-hemoprotein reductase activity. The transcript has 2 exons. Gene Ontology annotation, cellular component: cytosol.